CUUUACCAGUUCUUACUUUUUUUGAGUCCUCUAAGAUUGCACUCGCGCACAGGCAGACGGACUUUACUGCCAGCUGUUGGCGACUGACCGGAUUCCAGUCUUACUUUGAAAGGAACUUUUUAAACUAAGUUUUUGUUUUACUGCGAGCGGUGCAGCUUUCUUCAGACACCUUUUAUUUAAGGAUGUCCCCUCUGCCUCUACUGAGCGGGAUCCUCCUGCUGCUAAUCCGGUCCUGCUCCCUGAGCGCCAUGGUCACCAAAGGGAGCCUGCCGAUGUCCGAGCAGCAGGCGGGCGCCACGGUGUGUCCAUCCUGCGCGCUGGCACGGUUUCGAAAAGGCGUUUCGGAGAGCGAGGACGAGGGAGCCCAGCAAGAUGUGGUGGAGGCAGUGAAGAGGCACAUACUUAACAUGCUGCACCUGCAAGAGCGACCCAACAUCACACACCCGGUGCCUCGUGCGGCGCUCCUCAACGCCAUCCGUAAGGUACACGUGGGACGGGUGGCCAAGGACGGCAGCGUCCUGAUUGAGGACGAGGCCAGCAACCGCGCCGAGACCGAACAGGCAGAACAGACGGAGAUCAUCACGUUCGCUGAAACCGGCGAGGCUCCGGGCAUAGUCAACUUUCUCAUCUCCAAGGAAGGCGGUGAGAUGUCUGUGGUGGACCAAGCCAACGUCUGGAUCUUCCUUCGACUGCCCAAAGGCAACCGCACGCGUGCUAACGUCAACAUUCGGCUGCUUCUGCAGCAGGGCGCAGGGGAGAAAAUCCUGGCAGAGAAAUCCGUGGACACGCGGCGCAGCGGUUGGCAUACGUUUCCGGCAUCGGAGAGCGUGCAGUCGUUGCUGCAGCGCGGGGGAAGCACGCUGAGUCUGCGCGUCUCCUGCCCGCUGUGCGCCGACGCCCGGGCCACGCCGGUGCUGGUGUCUCCCGGAGGCAGCGAGCGCGAGCAAUCCCAUCGGCCGUUCCUCAUGGCCGUAGUCCGACAGAUGGACGAGCUCUCCCUGAGGAGGCGUCGCAAGAGAGGCCUGGAAUGCGACGGCAAGGCGCGCGUCUGCUGCAAGCGACAAUUUUACGUAAACUUCAAGGACAUCGGCUGGAACGACUGGAUCAUCGCUCCGUCGGGGUACCACGCCAACUACUGCGAAGGCGACUGCGCCAGCAACGUGGCAAGCAUCACCGGCAACUCGCUGUCCUUCCACUCCACGGUCAUCAGCCACUACCGUAUCCGAGGGUACAGCCCUUUCACCAACAUCAAGUCCUGCUGCGUCCCCACGCGCCUGCGAGCCAUGUCCAUGCUCUACUACAACGAGGAGCAGAAAAUCGUCAAAAAGGACAUCCAGAACAUGAUUGUAGAAGAAUGCGGCUGCUCGUAAGGGCACUUCGAGAAGAGGAAGGGUGGGAAGGGAGCAUGGUUGGACGGUCGGGGCAAGAACUUGAGUCCCGAAACGAAUGGAAAAAGACGAGAUGUAGAGGGAGGAGUCGAGAGCUCCUCUAUCUCUAUCUCACUGCCUCAAGACGAACUCUCGCGUAGACAGGCCUCUCUUUCUCUCGACCACUUGUGCGUGGUCAUCUUAGAAUCCAAUGGGUAUCUGUAACUCAGAGUAAUCUCUGUGGCACUUUCAAAAGAGAAAAAAAAAAAAGAAAUAUAAUAUAUUUUUGUUACAAAGCAAAGGGAGCGAGGUCAGAGAGUAUUUAUGCGGCCUACUUUGCAGCGCAGACGUGCACUGCGGGAAGAGAGAUCACACAGAUGAGGUGCCUGAAAAAGAAAAUCUCAAAACUAUGCAACUUGUCAAGUAUUACGAUAUAUUUUCAUCAAGGUGUUGUUUUGUUUCUUAACUAUUUACUUUUACAAACUAAAAGAAAAGUUAACGUCGGUUGACUUUUUAUACCUUGUUUGUGUGUUUUACGUAUACAUGUUUGUCGUGUGUGUCUGUACAAAAGUGUGUGCGUAUGUGCAGUCUGCCUAUGGGAGUAUUUGUGUACGUGUGUGUGUGUGUGUGUGUGCAUGUCUGUUUGUGUGUGUUGUUGAGAGAUACUUGAAAGAAGUUUGACGGGCUGCUGGAACCAAACAUUUCUCUAUAUUAUUAUUAUUAUUAUUAUUAUUGUUAUUAUUCUAAUUAUUCUGACUAUUGUUAAUAAUGUUAUUAUUUUGUUUUGGUUUCUGUACAUUUUUUUUGUUAUCUUAAUAUGAGACGUUAAAACGUUUACAGUUUUGCACUAUAUCAACAUUUUGAUCAGCGUAGCCACAUAUACAAAUAUGUUUAUAGAGAAAGACUAGAAGCACUUCAGAACAGACGUACCUACAUAGCAUGAGUCUAACAAAUGAGAUUGUUCAAAAAAAAAAAAAAAACAGGGAGGUUAGAGGAGAAGCAAGAGUCGACUAGCACUACAUCAGAGGACCAUGUGUACACAUGCGUUUUACAAAAUAGUGUUUUGGUUUUUUUACUCAACACCAAAGAGUUUCGUUUAGCGUUGCCUACCAUAUCAGGCUGUCUCCGAACGGUUGUUCAGAAGAUACCAAUAUGUCUUUCAGAAGGUUGCUUUGUUCUCCCUACAAAGAUGUCCAGGUUAGCGAACCGAAAGACCUUUAAAACGGCUUCUCAACGUCCCACAGCGGCUCACUCCUGUGUGUGCUUUUGCACUGCUGCACAGUCCAAUCGCGACUGGCCAUCGAAAUGGUUAAAACAGCACUUAAACCAACCUUUUAAAGUUUGUUUUUCUUUUAAUCAUGAAUUGUUACAAAAGUGAAUGUGCAGCAUUGAUAUUUAAUGACUUGGGAGAUGAAUUACUAUUUAGGUAUUUGCAAUUUCUGUCCACCAAAUAUUAAAGGGAUCUUCGACGAUCCAAACAAAAAUAUAUCUAUUAAAAAAAAGGAACUGUUUUUGUUCUGCAGAUGUUGAUAUUUCCGCUUCCCGACAUGAAAUAUUUUACCACUGUGCAAUGUUUAAAAAAAUGAAGCAAUUUGGGAAAUGAAAAGAAAAAAAAAAGAACAGAAAAGACUGAGAGAACGUUUGUGUUACAUUUUGAACUAAGAAAAGUUUACUAUUUUCAGCGUGCUCCUAAUGGGAGCGCAUACGAAAUGUCAUUAAAGAGAAAAAAAAAAUACUAUUAAAACAGAAAAACAGAUUCAGAAGAAAAAAAUAAGACAUGUUGUAUAUGUUUUUGUAUGUUUAUUUGUUUGUUGUUAUUAAAAAAAAUAAUUGACACUGAAAAAAGUGGACUAAGAAUAAAAAAUAUAUUUUUUAUUCUGUAUAUAUGGAAAUCAAGAUACCAAUAUGUUGCAUUGCUUUGUUGUACAAAUCAAAAAUGUGCUUGUGGCUAUUUUUUUUAAUCUAAUUUAUUCUACAGUAUUUUGUCCUUUGCUUCACCAUUAAAGUUAAAAGGUUGUACACUAAAACAGAUGA
Danio rerio (zebrafish) is the source of this 3401-nucleotide messenger RNA. NCBI's taxonomy places the organism in Eukaryota, Metazoa, Chordata, Actinopteri, Cypriniformes, Danionidae. The record is from RefSeq.